UCCCGGAAGUGGCCGGACCAAAGCUCAGGCCGACCGCUCGUCCGUCAGCUGGUGGGUCCGCCAGUGAGCCAGCCCGGUACCCCGCGGUCCCCGGCCUCGUCGCUGCCCCGCAGUUUAUUGGGCCGGAGCGGCGACCGAGGUGCUCGCCAUGUCUUCGUUCAUCUCGGUGCAGCUGAAAAAGACCUCGGAGGUGGACCUGGCCAAGCCGCUGGUGAAGUUCAUCCAGCAGACCUACCCGAGCGGCGGGGAGGAGCAGGCCCAGUACUGCCGGGCGGCGGAGGAGCUCAGCAAGCUGCGCCGCGCCGCCCUCGGCCGCCCGCUGGACAAACACGAGGGCGCGCUGGAGACGCUGCUGAGAUACUAUGAUCAGGUCUGCUCCAUUGAACCCAAGUUCCCAUUUUCUGAAAAUCAAAUCUGCUUGACAUUUACUUGGAAGGAUGCUUUUGAUAAAGGCUCCCUAUUUGGAGGAUCUGUAAAGUUGGCUCUUGCAAGCUUAGGAUAUGAAAAGAGCUGUGUGUUGUUCAAUUGUGCAGCCUUAGCUAGCCAGAUUGCAGCAGAACAGAACCUGGAUAAUGAUGAAGGAUUGAAAAUCGCUGCUAAGCAUUACCAGUUUGCUAGUGGUGCCUUUUUACAUAUUAAAGAGACGGUUUUAUCUGCCUUAAAUCGAGAGCCAACUGUGGACAUAUCCCCAGACACUGUUGGGACCCUCAGCCUUGUUAUGCUGGCACAGGCCCAAGAAGUAUUUUUUUUAAAGGCCACAAGAGACAAAAUGAAAGAUGCCAUCAUAGCUAAAUUGGCUAAUCAGGCUGCAGAUUAUUUUGGUGAUGCUUUCAAGCAGUGUCAAUAUAAAGAUAUUUUCCCCAAGUAUUUUUAUUUCCAGGAGGUGUUCCCAAUCUUGGCUGCCAAGCACUGUAUCAUGCAGGCCUAUGCUGAGUACCAUCAGUCUGUCCUGGCAAAACAGCAAAAGAAAUUUGGAGAAGAGAUUGCAAGACUACAGCAUGCAGCAGAACUGAUUAAAACAGUGGCAGCUCGCUAUGAUGAAUAUGUCAAUGUGAAGGAUUUUUCUGACAAAAUCAGCCGUGCCCUUACUGCAGCAAAGAAGGAUAAUGACUUCAUAUACCAUGAUCGAGUUCCAGACCUCAAAGACCUAGACCCUAUUGGCAAAGCCACACUUGUGAAAUCUACUCCAAUCAAUGUACCCAUUAGCCAGAAAUUCACUGAUCUGUUUGAGAAGAUGGUUCCUGUGUCAGUGCAGCAGUCCCUGGCGGCCUGCAAUCAGCGGAAAGCUGAGUUGGUGAACAGACUGAUUGCCCAAAUGAGAGAGGCUACCACUUUGGCAAAUGGGGUGCUAGCUUCCCUUAAUCUUCCAGCAGCAAUUGAAGAUAUAUCUGGAGAUACCGUACCUCAGUCUAUACUGACUAAGUCUGCGUCUGUGAUAGGACAGGGAGGCAUCCAGACUGUAGAUCAGUUGAUCAAAGAGCUACCUGAACUACUCCAGAGAAAUAGAGAAAUCCUUGAUGAGUCACUAAGAUUGUUGGAUGAAGAAGAAGCAACUGACAAUGAUUUAAGAGCAAAAUUCAAAGAACGCUGGCAAAGGACAGCAUCCAAUGAACUCUACAAGCCUUUAAGAGCAGAGGGAGCCAACUUCAGAGCAGUUUUGGAUAAAGCUGUGCAGGCAGAUGCACAGGUGAAAGAGCGUUACCAGUCUCACCGCGACACCAUUGCCCUUUUGUGUAAGCCGGAGCCUGAGCUGAACGCUGCCAUCCCUUCUGCCAACCCGGCGAAGACCAUGCAGGGCAGCGAGGUUGUAAAUGUAUUAAAAUCCUUGUUGGCGAAUCUUGAUGAGGUAAAAAAGGAAAGAGAGGGUCUCGAGAGUGACCUGAAGUCAGUGAAUUUUGACAUGACGAGCAAAUUUUUGACUGCUCUGGCUCAAGAUGGUGUGAUAAACGAGGAAGCUCUCUCUGUUACCGAACUGGAUCGGAUCUAUGGGGGCCUUACGACUAAAGUCCAGGAGUCUCUGAAGAAACAAGAAGGGCUUCUUCAAAAUAUUCAGGUCUCACACCAGGAAUUUUCGAAAAUGAAACAAUCUAACAAUGAAGCUAACUUAAGAGAAGAAGUUUUGAAGAAUUUGGCUACUGCAUAUGACAACUUUGUUGAGCUUGUAGCUAAUUUGGAGGAGGGCACAAAGUUUUACAACGAGCUGACUGAAAUCCUGGUCAAGUUCCAGAACAAAUGCAGUGACAUAGUGUUUGCACGGAAAACAGAAAGAGAUGAACUCUUAAAGGACUUGCAACAAAGCAUUGCCAGAGAACCUAGUGCUCCUUCAAUUCCUACACCUGCGUACCAGACCUCUCCAGCGGGGGGGCACGCCCCCACUCCUCCGACUCCAGCACCGAGGACCAUGGCGACGACUAAACCCCAGCCCCCAGCCCGGCCUCCACCUCCUGUGCUUCCAGCCAACCGAGCUGCCUCUGCCACAGCUUCAGCCCCAGCGGGGACGGGAACUGCUGCGCCCGCUCCAGCGCCGACUCCUGGUUCAGCCCCCCUUCCGCAGGCCCAGGGGCCCCCCUACCCCACCUAUCCAGGAUACCCCGGGUAUUGCCAAAUGCCCAUGCCCAUGGGCUAUAAUCCUUACGCGUACGGCCAGUACAACAUGCCAUAUCCGCCACUGUAUCAUCAGAGCCCGGGACAGGCUCCGUACCCGGGACCCCCGCAGCCUUCAUACCCCUUCCCUCAGCCCCCACAGCAGUCUUACUACCCACAGCAGUAAUCUGUCAGCUCAGACGCUCAGCUGGUUCAGUCAGAAGGGAAAGAAUACCAGUCCUGCAAUAAGUGUACUAAACUCCGCGCUCCGGUUAAUCUAACGCACUCUGCCGCACUGAAAGCAGUGUACCGCGUUUGUCUGCGGCCAGACGCUGGGAGCUGUUCAGUGCCCCACCCCACACUCGACUGCACACGGGAGGCUGGCUGCCGGUGCAGCGUGAACGCUGCUGGGCAGAACGGGGUUUGAGAUAAGUUAUAUUCCAGUUCACAAAAGUUGGAAACGAGAAAUUAAACCCACAGGCGAACCUUGGAAAUGAUUAUACUUACGUCUACAUGAGAUGUGAUUGGGACGUCAGAUACUUAGAAUGGUUUAAGUACUGAUACUCAAGUAAACCAAGUUUUCUUUCUCUUUCGGUUUAUUGAUUUGGUUUAAUUUCCAUUAUGCUAUUUUGCAUAAUCAAAGCAUUGUAAUCUUAUAAUUUAAAAAUAAAUUACUUAAGAACAGUUGUUAUUGUUAUGUUUUGUCAUUGAUUCUCAUUACUGUCUAAUUUCUUUCUGGUAUUAGUUUCAUUUUAUAUGUACAUGAGUUAAACAGGUACUGUGUUUAAGUGCAUGGUUAGUGCAGGUUAAUAGUCAGGUUCAAGUACGUUUUAUAGGAAAACCAAAAGAAUAGUAUCAUAAUUCAUCUUUCGUGUGCUGAUUAGUAAAUUAAUUUUGAAAAGUCCUAUAAUAUGGAAGGAACACAAUUGGUACCAAAGAUGCUUCAAAGAAAUAUACAAAUAAUCAUGUAUAUUUAAUGUUUUAUUAGUUUCUCCAAGAAAUUGGUACAGUUCUGGUAAUUAAUUUUUUUUAUAACCUGGUUAAAAUACAGUAUUGACAAUACUGCCUAAUGGGAUUGUUUAAAGAAAAUUGACUGUACCCUUCUAGUCUUUUUUUCCACCUUACUGUCUUAACUGAGUAACAUUUAAUGCACAAUGUACGUGAAUAGAUUUGAUAAGCCCUUCCAUUUUUAUGCUCCUAAAGACUGGACUAUUUUAUAUUUCAGGGCGCACAGAAAACAGUUGUUGGGAGCAUGUGCCAGUUCUGGAAUAGGCUGCGUAUUUAAUAUUAGUCUCUGCUGUCAGGAUAGCUAAUCACUGUGCAGACCUCGGUAAAAACAGACAUGCUUCAUGGACUGAGAAAAUGAGGAAGGAAUGAGUUGUUUGAUGUCACAGUGGGGUCUCUUCUGUGUGGGGUGCAUUUCUGAACACUUUGGGCAUAUGAGCAGUUUUCCAGUGAAUCGGUUUAUGUUUAUUUUUUAAGUUUUGAUGCUGACUUUUUCUUGCAUUGUUUCAUUUAAAUGAUACUGUCACUUGGUCCACUGUUGUUUUCAUUGACAGUUUGGGUUUAUAUUCCAAAUGCUGGACUGAAGGUGUGAUUGUAAAAAGGAGUGGGUUGGUUUUAAAAUACAUGUGUAUUUUUAAAAAUCUUACUUUGUUGUAUGUAGAAAACAUGAAGGCAUGUUACUGCAAUAUGAAUGACCUUUACAUGGAAUAGUGCAAUUGGUUAAAAGUCCAAUAGUUAAAACCUUGGGAAAAAAUAGUUUUUUACAUAUCAGAGCUAAGUUUUAUUGUGGCAUCAUCAAAGUAUGACAUGGGCUUGUUUGACUCUUGUGUAAAUGACAUUUAAGUUCUACAUUCUUAUUACUCAAGCUAUCAUAUACUAACCUGAGAUACUCAGUGAGUGGGGUAUUCCAAAUUGCUAGUUUAUAACUCUUACUAAUGCAGAAAAAACAAAGACAAAAUUGGCCUGAAUAUUCUCUUGGGGGAAGAUCCGCUAAAGAAGAGAGGAAGUGCAUUGAGGGCCGAAGGAGAAGUUGCAAGGCAUUUAGCCCAUUUCCUGUGCUAAGCUAGGCCUGCUCCCUGAGAGCCGCAGAGGUUCCGAGAACGGAGGUGCCCCAGCCCCCCCAGGCAGCCUCUUCCAGCAUGCCUCCCUCGCCCCAGUCUGUCCGCAUAGCCUCUAUGCUGCCACCCGGGCCCAUCCCCUCUUACCCGUUGGCUCAUCCUGUAGGAAACUGAGGAUGCUUUUGUGUGGUCGUCCGUGUCUAGGUGCAGAUGGACAGGUUCCCGCAGGCCCUCAGUGCUGGGUCUGAGUCUGCAGACCUGUCUGAUUUCACUGUGAUGGCUCAUGGGGAGAAGUUUCACUUACGUCUGUUUCGCAUUCUAGCAAACAAGAAUGAAGCCUUCACUGGGAUUAUUUUUAUCACACUUUUUUAAUCCUUUGCUUAACAUUCAGUAUUUUACAAAGUACCCUAAAAAGUUGUUCUGGAUAAUGCGGUUGUUUUAGAGGUAGGAGAGUGUCACUUGGUUCAGGUAUGUUGUACCUAUGUUUAUAAUUAGGGUUUUUUUUAUUAUCUUCCUAUCCUAGAGAAAGGAAACCAUUCCCAGACCAUUUGUGUUAGAGUUGGGAAUACUGUUUUAAAAUGGAUUUUACCUUAAGUCACGGAGCUCUGCAUAAAGAGCUACUCAGAAGUCGGGUGAACACUAACUUCUCUCAUUUCUUUUUCCUAGUCGGAGACAGAUGGUCUGACUCCUCAGUCUGGUGUAAAGCAUUGGGCGGCUCCUCUGCCCCUUGGUCUUUAUUCUCAGUUAAGAAAAACACUCAUCUGUCACUGCAGAGCAUUCAGUCUUUGUGGGCUGUCCAUGUACCCGCACCCGCCCUCGGCAGUUCGUAAUCUCUCUCCCCCCAAAUCUAAAUAGUAACCGAACAAAGAACACGAUUUCUGUCCUUGACAUUCUCUCCCCGCCAGCAGCCUUUCUAGUCCAGCACAGAUUUUUAAAAAAAGUCUUCCAUUAGAGCUUUACUGUUUGCAAAAGCGCUUUGUACAAUGCAACUUGUGAAGUAGGUUUUAGGUUGCUAAUGGUUUUUUAAAAACGAUCAGUAUAUCUUGAAGAACCUUGCUAUUACACCUAGUUGCAUCUCUCUUUUUUUGUUGUUGUUGUUGAACACUUUAAAUUCUUAGUUGGUUCACAGAACAGGAUACAAAGUAGGGCCAGAAAACAGCACUACAGUGUUGUAAGUAUCAGUUUAAAAGUAGACGUUAGAACUAAAUGAUGAUAAUAAGAUUUACAUGGAGAGAAAAGAAGGAAAAAUUCUAUUUUUAAAGAAAAAGAGAAUAUUCAGGCUUUAUUUCUGGUAUGAAGUUUAUAUUUUUUAAAAAAUCCUAUAUUAUCUAUCACACCAGAGACUUGAGAUUUUUUUCUGGUUAAAAACAUUGCUGGUAGUUGGGUUAUAUUUUUACUGUAUUCAUUUCUCUUAGGGGGAAAAUUGUAAAGAAACUAAAAGGUUCCAGAUGAAUGUAUCCUGGAAAUAAAAGUUGAAAGAUUCUUA
Phyllostomus hastatus (greater spear-nosed bat) is the source of this 6132-nucleotide messenger RNA. It is a transcript of the gene PDCD6IP, whose product is annotated as programmed cell death 6 interacting protein. The transcript is spliced from 18 exons. The record is from RefSeq and is a predicted model, not a curated record. The coding region runs from base 149 to 2770 and encodes 873 amino acids. Gene Ontology annotation, cellular component: endosome. NCBI's taxonomy places the organism in Eukaryota, Metazoa, Chordata, Mammalia, Chiroptera, Phyllostomidae. Gene Ontology annotation, biological process: mitotic cytokinesis. Gene Ontology annotation, molecular function: protein binding.